AUGGCUCGCGAAAGAGAACAAGCACAUCCAGUUACAUUUGGCAACAAGAUGGUGAAAGUUGCAGUUGCUGGCGGCACCGGCGACGUCGGACGAACCAUUGUCGAGGUCCUCAAAGACAAUCCACGGCAUGAAGCGGUUGUCUUUACUCGAAGAGCAACAGGAAACCUCCUCGGCGUGCCAUCUGUCAUCGUUGAUUACUCGGAUGUCAACAGCCUACGACACAUCCUGGAGGAGCAACAGAUCCACACCGUCAUAUCAGCCCUCGGCUACGACGGCGAUGCGCUCAGCACAGCGCAACUUAAUCUGAUUCGAGCCGCGGAUGCAUCGAGCUCAACGCAGCGUUUCGCACCAAGCGCUUUCGCCUGUGCAUAUACUCCUGAUAUGAUCGACACACUCCCCGCGCUGGACGAUUACUUCCGGGCAGUCGACGAACUCAAGAGCUCAAGUCUCCAGUGGACGAUCUUCAUGAAUGGUUACUUUAUGGAUUAUCUCGCGCCCGGGAAGAUCAAGUCUUAUCUCAGGCCUUUACCGUCGGUCAUUGAUAUUGAGAACAAGAUAGCAGCUGUACCGGGUAAUGGGGACGUGCCGAUAACGUUUACGUAUUCGUUCGAUGCCGCGAGGUUUGUCGUUGCGUCUUUGGAUGCUGAGGAGUGGCCGGAGGAGAGCAGAAUGGCUGGUGAUGUAGCGACCUGGAAUAGUUUGGUUUCGUUGGCGGAGGAAAUCUCAGGAUCUCAGUUCCAGGUUCUCCGCGAUGAUAUCGAGAAGCUGCAGCGGGGCGAAGUCACCGAACUCCCAAUCCAUGCUCUCGCCUACGAGCACAUGUCGAAGAGGGCCUUCCAGGCAUUCAGUGCGGCGUCCAGCUUGUGGACUCAAGAUCCAAAGAUCAUGCAUAUUGCUGGGGAGGUGAAUGCGAGGUUUCCGGAAAUUCAGACCCUAACUGUGAGAAGGUUGUUCGAGAAGUGCUGGUCCGCGUCGGCUUCACAUUAA
Aspergillus mulundensis is the source of this 987-nucleotide messenger RNA. Its product is annotated as putative-like family protein. Bases 1 to 987 code for a protein of 328 amino acids. The record is from RefSeq and is a predicted model, not a curated record. The transcript is spliced from 4 exons. NCBI's taxonomy places the organism in Eukaryota, Fungi, Ascomycota, Eurotiomycetes, Eurotiales, Aspergillaceae.